AUGAAAAGUAUUGACUCAAGUGUCGAGAUGGAAGACGAAGAAUUGUUUUUAUCUGAAGAAAUGGCAAAAAAUCACGAAAAACCAAGUCCUGGCAAUGAAAAGAGUGAAAAAAAACACUUUGUCCAUCAAGUGGAAAACCAACGGGUACAAUGGGCUUUGGCUUCUGCUCAUGUGGAACUUUUGGAAAGUGUACGUCUAAUUUCAGCUCGGAAUGAAGUCACGGGAAUUCAAUUGAGAUUACACUCCAAUGUGCCUUUUUUACUAACAACCGAUACAAGUAAUUGGAUGUUAUCAUCAGGUCAUGGACCACGAGCACGUGUAGCAAUUGAUACGAGAUUUAUUCCACUGGAUGAAUUCAAAAUUGAAACUUUUGUGGUCGGAUGUGUCCAAGAUGAAAAUUCAAAUCUUGUGAUGGAGACUUUGCAACGAACGGGAGUUAGUAGCAAAGCAGUGAGGGAACAUGCAGUGUAUUUACGAAUACGGGUGGGCGAAAAACUAGAGCCUGGAAUCUAUGAAAUACCAUUGCGGGUAUUCACGCAGGAAGCAGGAUUCAGUGAUGAACAACUGACGUGGUCGAGCAGUGUUGCCGUGAACGUGGUGGAUGUUCAACUUCCGACGCCAAGUAAUUGGCGUUUUCGAUUGGAUUUAUGGCAGCACUGGACGGCCUUGGCACGUGCACAUCAUGUGUCAUUAUGGAGCAAUGGGCAUUUUGAAUUGAUUGAUCGGUACAUGGCUUUAUUGUCGGAAAUGGGCCAAAAAUGUUUAUCUGUAGUCGCUACGGAAAUGCCAUGGGCAGGUCAACAAUGCUACAUGGAAGAGCAAAAUGCAUCAGCGUUGUUUGAGCAUGCUAUCUUGGAGGUGUAUGAAGAUCCAGCCCAUGGCGUUCCGGUUUCGAUCGACUUUACCCAUUUCGAUCGACUGCUGGCGCUAGGAGCCCGCCAUCAUGUGGACCAUGAAAUCGAAGUAUUUGGUCUUCUUUCAGUGUGGCGAGACCCUGUUGCAGGGUUCGAUGCCCCAGCUGAGCUCACGACGGAUCACCUUCGACCGCUUCCAACUGUGUCUGCUCCAGAAUCAGCUCCUGCUCCUAAAAUGCAUCGUCGAACUCCUUUAAUCGGUUCUAGAGUGACUUCUUCGACAGCUACAUCCUCGUCAGGAAUGCAAAAUCCUGGUGACCUAGACCAUGAACACAGUCAAUCAUCAUCGCUGCCGCCGUCCCCCGCAACUGCCUCUUCUGAAGCUCCGGCAUUUGUGGUCGAUGGUUGGCGCAUCCGGUGCCAGGAUCGCACAACUCAAUGUGUGCGCUACCUGCGACGGGUUUCUGAGGUUGAAACGUUUAUCGAGCAAUUCUACGCACAUUGCAUCGCGUUGGAAAUUGCCGAUCGUGUACGGAUAUGUGCUGAUGAACCCCGCGAGGUGGCAGUAUUUCACGAGCAACUGCGCUUCUUGCAGCGUUUGGCUCCCAACUUUCGUAUUAAGCUGGCAGUGAAUCACUCGGAGUUUUUUUCACCUGCUUACGCUCCACCUCAGGUAGCGGAUUAUGUGCCACUCUUGCCACUGGCUUGUGCUGAUUUGGAGGUAACACGUCGGUUGGCCAAAGACGCUCGUGCCCGUGGAGGGCAUGUCUGCUGGUACGUAUGCUGUGGUCCAGCGUUUCCAAAUCAGUUUGUCUCGUCGCCACUUGUCGAAGGCGAGCUCGUUGGAUACCUCACCUUUUUCUUCGAGCUUGAUGGUUUUCUGCGCUGGAACUACUGCCUGUGGCCUAGUCGACCAUGGGAUGAUCUUCGAUGGCGUGCUUCAAUGUGGAAAGUGGGUGACAUGUAUUUCGUGCUCCCUGGGCAAGACGGUUGGCCUGUGGAAACGCUCCGCCUCGAGUCUUUGCGUUUCGCGGGCCAAGCAUUCGAGCUGCUAAGGCUUGCGCAGGAAACUUUGGCUCCAGCACAGAUGCAGCAGCUCCAGCGCACGGUAGCAGAGCAGAUACUUCGAUCGAGUGACUUGGAAGAGUUUGGUCGAUACGCCAACCGUGCCCGUGAAGACUUGUAUUCCCUCGAUCCACUUGACUACCAACGAGCCAAGACGAUUAUCUUGAAUACACUUGCAGCAGCAGCAGUGAAAGAAGGUAGUGGAGCUUGA
Peronospora farinosa is the source of this 2130-nucleotide messenger RNA. The record is from the annotation of a GenBank genome assembly. NCBI's taxonomy places the organism in Eukaryota, Oomycota, Peronosporomycetes, Peronosporales, Peronosporaceae.